AUGGUACUCUAUUUUACAUCAAAUGUUGUCAGCCCUCCUUACUCCAUUUACAUGGGGGAGGACAAACACGAGAAUGAGGACUUGAUAAAGUAUGGCUGGCCUGAGGAUGUGUGGUUUCAUGUUGACAAGUUGUCAUCCGCUCAUGUCUAUCUUCGACUUCACCAGGCUGACUGCAUACCAGAAGCAGUCCUGCAGGAUUGUGCACAAUUGGUCAAGGCAAACAGCAUACAAGGCAAUAAACAAAACAACCUUGAUAUUGUUUAUACAAUGUGGUCCAAUUUGAAAAAGACACAAAAUAUGGAGGUAGGUCAAGUCGGAUUUCACAAACAAAAGGAGGUGAAGGUGAUGAAAGUAGACUCAAGAAUCAAUGAGGUUGUCAAUAGGUUGAACAAAACUCUCCUUGAAAAGAAAUUAGAUCUCAGGUGUUGGUUAGAAAAAGAAGAGAGAGAUAGGAAGGAGAGAGAGAGUAAGAAGGAGAUGAUGAGGCAAGAAGAAAAGAGGAAGAAGGAUGCAGAGGAUGCCAGGAAGAAAGAGGCUGAACUCAAGAGCUAUGAUAGGUUGAUGAAAGCUGAAAACAUGACUUCAAAUCAAGACGCAGCGUAUGAUUCUGAUGAAUUCAUGUAA
Molecule: messenger RNA, 624 nt
Organism: Helobdella robusta
Lineage: Eukaryota; Metazoa; Annelida; Clitellata; Rhynchobdellida; Glossiphoniidae
Exons: 9
Coding region: 1-624 (207 amino acids)
Source: RefSeq, a predicted model, not a curated record